This is a messenger RNA of Jatropha curcas, 2003 nucleotides long. RefSeq names its product myb domain protein 26 (gene MYB26). The record is from RefSeq and is a predicted model, not a curated record. NCBI's taxonomy places the organism in Eukaryota, Viridiplantae, Streptophyta, Magnoliopsida, Malpighiales, Euphorbiaceae.
GCCCACAAACUCUAAUUGGCCCCCACCUUUGUACAGCUCCUCUCAUUUAUUUCUUCUUCUCUCCCUCUCUCUUAAUACUCAUCUCCAUCUUUUUAUUUCAACAGUUUUUUCUUUUUUUUUUUUUUAAAUUAUGUAAUCUAAAAGUGCAGUCCCGUCCAGUCCAGUACUACUUGGUAGAGAAGAGAAGAGGAGAGAGAAGAGAAGAGGAGAAGAAAGAGAAGAGUCUUUUUUUUCUUUUUAACCUCUCUGUAGCUCUUUUUCACUUUUAUAUAAACAAAACCAGGGCACUACUGAUUUUGGUCUGUCAUUGGGUAUUGUAUAAUAUUAUUCCUUACACAGAGAGAGAGAGAGAGAGAGAGAGAGAGAGAGAGAGAGAGAGAUGGGGCAUCACUCCUGCUGUAACAAACAGAAAGUGAAGAGAGGACUGUGGUCACCAGAGGAAGAUGAGAAACUCAUCAACUACAUUUCAACCUAUGGCCAUGGCUGCUGGAGUUCUGUUCCUAAACUUGCUGGGUUGCAGAGAUGUGGAAAAAGCUGCAGAUUAAGAUGGAUAAAUUAUCUAAGACCUGACUUAAAACGUGGAAGCUUCUCUCCUCAAGAAGCAGCCCUCAUUGUUGAACUUCAUAGCAUUCUUGGAAAUAGAUGGGCACAAAUAGCUAAGCAUCUACCAGGAAGAACAGAUAAUGAAGUGAAGAAUUUUUGGAACUCUAGUAUAAAGAAGAGGCUAAUAUCUCAUGAUGUUCCUGCUUUAGCUGCAUUUACUGAUGUUCAUAACCCUAAUGGUGCUGAGGAAGCUUUCUUUUCUCUGAGUGCAAACCCUAAUCUCAUCUUGAGUGCUCAACAGGACCAACUAUACCUUCCUUCCCCAACUUCAAUGCUACAAAGUUUUGGUCAAUUGGGAGAUUACAAAUUUAACCAACCCAAUAAUAAUAGCAGUUACAAUAAUUUUGAUUUAUCUCAAUUGGCACCUUCAAUAAUCUCACCACCACCACAAAAUAAUAAUAGUGAUUCUUCAUCUUCUUUUGAUCCAAUGUGGGCAUUCCCUUAUUUACAUCAACACCUUGACCCAAAUCAUCAAGAAGAUCAAAUUCUGAACAAUGGAGCUGGCCCACAUUACGUUGAUCAUCAUCAAGAUGAAGAUCAGAAGCUUGCUAAUGAUCAUCAAAGUAUUAGUGCACUAAUGGGUUGUCAUGAGAAUCAAGCUUGUAUGAUGCCAAUGAUGCCAAAACUAUGUGAGAUAAUUGAAGGGAUGAGCAGUAAUAUUUGCUGCAAUAUUAUUCCAUCAUCAGCAUCAUCAUCCGGUUCACAAGAAGUAGUAGUAACUGACCCACUUGUUGCUAGACUUCCAUGUUUUCAAUUAGGGUCUUAUCCACAUGACCCGCACGUGCCAAGCAAUCAGAUGGAGUAUAUUGAUGCAAUCAUGUCAUCAUUGCCAUCAUCUUCACCAUCAGCAUUUUCAAGUGGUCAAUUUGGUGCAAACCCUAAUAAUAAUAAUAAUAAUAACAAUAAUAAUAAUCUUCCUUCAAGCUGCUGUUGGGAUGCCUAGCUACGGGGUGGGCUUCCUUUUAGGUGUUUGUGUAUGGAUUCAUUUGAUACAUGAAGUGCAUUUAUUUCCUGAUAUAUGCAUAAGAUGGUGAGUGCAACUCUUUAUGGGAAAACCUAGAUGUUACUAGUUCAGGCUCUUCAGUGAGUAAUGCUUCCUGAGGUUUCAUAAAUAUGUGUAGGCUCUUUUGACAUGUUUCUCACCUACAAUAUUUCCACCUCAAUAAAUCCUCUUAUGGUGAAGUACCCUAUAUUUGCAUAUAUACGUUUAUCUUAUUUCUAAAGCUCUCUCUCUUUCUCUCUCAUUUAAUAUUUAUCUUUUUUUUUUUUUUUUAGGAAAAUAGUGUUAUUUAUUUGAUUUUGUUGCUUAGGAUAGAGGUUAACUAAUUCUUGAAUGUAUGGUGAUGUGUUGUUAACUGUUUUAAGGGUACAUAGACAGUGAAGGGAGGUGUUUUCUUGUA